ACGCGCCGGCGGCUGGCGCAGCCCUUCGCUCGCCCGGCCUCCCCCUCCCCGGUUCCGCGCUCUGGUUCCGCCAUGGAAUCCAACAAGGAUGAAGCCGAGCGCUGUAUCAGCAUCGCCCUCAAGGCCAUCCAGAGUAACCAGCCCGACCGGGCGCUCCGCUUCCUAGAGAAAGCACAGCGGCUGUACCCGACGCCGCGGGUUCGCGCACUGAUCGAGUCCCUCAACCAGAAAUCACAUGCCCCCUCUGCCAAUGGGGAAGCUGGCGGCAGCGAGACCACCAAGAGCUACACAGCAGAACAAGUCGCAGCUGUGAAGAGGGUCAAGCAGUGUAAAGACUACUACGAGAUCCUGGGGGUGAGCAGGGAGGUCUCAGACGAGGACCUGAAGAAGGCCUACCGCAAACUUGCCCUCAAGUUCCAUCCAGAUAAGAACCACGCGCCUGGCGCCACAGAGGCUUUCAAAGCCAUUGGCACAGCCUAUGCAGUUCUCAGCAACCCCGAGAAGAGGAAGCAGUACGACCAGUUUGGCGAUGACAAGAACCAGGCUGUCCGGCAUGGCCAUGGCUACGGGGACUUCCACCGCACGUUCGAGGCCGACAUCUCUCCGGAAGACCUCUUCAACAUGUUCUUUGGCGGUGGAUUCCCCUCCAGUAAUGUCCAUGUCUACAGCAACGGUCGCAUGCGGUAUACCUAUCAGCAAAGACAGGACCGCAGGGAGAACCAGGGUGACGGCGGGCUGGGGGUGUUUGUCCAGCUGAUGCCCAUCCUCAUCCUGAUCCUCGUGUCAGCGCUCAGCCAGCUCAUGGUCUCCAGCCCACCCUACAGUCUGAGCCCGAGGCCGUCAGUGGGUCAUGUCCACAGGAGGGUCACUGACCACUUGAACGUCAUCUACUAUGUGGGAGACACCUUCUCUGAGGAAUACACAGGCUCCAGCCUCAAGACAGUUGAACGGAACGUGGAAGAUGAUUACAUCGCCAAUCUCCGAAACAACUGCUGGAAGGAGAAACAGCAGAAGGAAGGUUUGCUGUACCGGGCCCGCUACUUCGGUGACACAGAUAUGUACCACAAAGCACAGAAGAUGGGCACCCCAAGCUGUAACCGACUGUCAGAGACUAUGAAAUCCCUGGAGAAUUUUUGGUGA
Messenger RNA from Elephantulus edwardii (Cape elephant shrew), 1140 nucleotides. RefSeq names its product DnaJ (Hsp40) homolog, subfamily B, member 12 (gene DNAJB12). Gene Ontology annotation, molecular function: Hsp70 protein binding. NCBI's taxonomy places the organism in Eukaryota, Metazoa, Chordata, Mammalia, Macroscelidea, Macroscelididae. Gene Ontology annotation, biological process: cellular response to misfolded protein. Bases 73 to 1140 code for a protein of 355 amino acids. The record is from RefSeq and is a predicted model, not a curated record. The transcript is spliced from 10 exons. Gene Ontology annotation, cellular component: endoplasmic reticulum membrane.